Messenger RNA from Penicillium pulvis, 1878 nucleotides. Its product is annotated as polyprenyl synthetase family protein. Gene Ontology annotation, biological process: isoprenoid biosynthetic process. Bases 1 to 1878 code for a protein of 625 amino acids. The record is from RefSeq and is a predicted model, not a curated record. The transcript is spliced from 3 exons. NCBI's taxonomy places the organism in Eukaryota, Fungi, Ascomycota, Eurotiomycetes, Eurotiales, Aspergillaceae. Gene Ontology annotation, molecular function: prenyltransferase activity.
AUGGGCCAAUGGAAACCAGGCCUUCCCUGCAAGUUGAACUCUAGUAUCGGUUACGCAACUAGUCUCUUAUUCCCGGAAUGUCUACCCGAGAGGUUAGAUACAGUCACCAUGGUACUGGAACUACGUACAAUAUAUGAUGACUUGGUUAAUAAAGGUGAAAUACAGGAAGCAGAGGAGCUUCAGCGCAUACUAGUAUUGAUCCUGCGUACCGCCCAAGGGCACCAUACUCACAAGUUGAAACGCAGCUCAAAGGAGCAGCGGUCAGCAUCGAAGAUGGCCGCUGGAUUCAAUGCCAAGUAUGGAGUUGAGUGGAAAGUCCUGAUCAAGAGGAUUUUGGACAACUGGACUCACCCGCUGAGCCACGAGGCGGAAAAAGAUCAAUCGCCCGAUGUUGAAGAGUGUAUUUCUCAACAGCUUGUGAGCAAGGGAACAAGAGCCACUCUGGGUGUCCUUGAAUUCUCACUUGGGUUUCUGUUAUCAGAAGCAGAGAAGAAAGGAAUCAAGCACAUUUUGGAUAUUGCCGAGAGAAUCAUCGCCAACACAAACGACUACUUUAGCUGGGAUGUUGAAAAGCACGAAGGCGACAAAGUGGAAAACGUGAUCAAAGUUAUGAUGGAGAAAGAGAGCAUAUCCGAGGAGGAAGCCAAAGAAAAGUUGAAGAUCGCAAUUCUGGACGAUGAAGCAAAGUAUCAGCUCUUAUCGGAUCAGUUUUUACAGCCACCCCAGAAAGUCUCCGCUCAUUUGCGCAGAUUCCUUGCCAUGCUUGAACUUCUACUUGGUGGUCAUCAUGCUUGGAGUGCUGCUUCUGAAAGAUACAAGAUUCAUAUUCUACCGAAUGGGAAAGAAGCCACAAUAAGUACGACUCGGCAUAAGUCUGAAAAUACCAGCUCCCAACACUUCAGCGGCACAAUCACAACGAGUACGAUCCUUGACGAUUCUGCGUUGAUGGAUCCAGUGCACUACAUCGAGUCCCUCCCGUCCAAGAAUAUGCGCAUAAAAGUCAUCGACGCCUUGAAUAUAUGGUUUAAACUUCCGAAUGACGAGUUAGAUACCAUCAAAGGCGCUAUUAACGACCUCCACAACUCAACCCUAAUACUCGAUGAUAUACAGGAUGCAUCCGGCCUACGAAGAGGGUUUGCCACAACACAUCAAGUCUUCGGCUCAGCGCAAUGCGUCAACAGUGCCACCUAUAUGGUAGCCAGAGCCCUAUCCCGGCUUGUCGCUCACCCGGACUCAGACCAGCAGCUAAUAAAGAUAUUCCUGGAGGGACUGAAGAAACUCGCAAUGGGUCAGAGCUGGGAUAUCGACUGGAAGGUGAAAGGGAAAUGUCCUUCCACAAAGGGGUAUAUGGCAAUGGUCGAUGGAAAAACCGGAGCCAUGUUUGAAAUGAUUAUCCGGAUGAUGGACCAUUUUUCAACAACUGCAAGCUGGCCGAUUAAAGAGCUGCUUCAGCUUAGCACAUCUCUCGGUCGAUGGUAUCAAGUACGAGAUGAUUAUCAGAAUCUGCAGGAUGAACAGUAUACGUUGCAGAAGGGAUUUUGUGAGGAUCUGGAUGAGGGGAAGUUGUCAUAUCCACUUACUGUUUGCUGUCAUCGUGAUCCAACGGCCGAGAAGAUCAUUAUGGGGAUUUUCCGACAAGCGAGUGGAGGCCCGCUGGCUGUCAAUGUUAAGGAACAGAUUCUUGAUUUGUAUCGACUUACUGGUGCACUUCAAGAAACAUGGGAGAUGAUUGAACAUUUGAAGAAGAGUACUGAGACCGCGCUUUCAAGAUUUGAAAAAGUCACCGGCGAACGAAAUCCAGAUUUUCGUGCACUUAUUAAUCUUUUGGGCGAUGUAUCACGCCCUUUGCAGAAGUUGAGCAAAAGGGGUCAGGAUUAA